Messenger RNA from Scophthalmus maximus (turbot), 1576 nucleotides. RefSeq lists its product as uncharacterized. The transcript is spliced from 6 exons. The record is from RefSeq and is a predicted model, not a curated record. Bases 1 to 825 code for a protein of 274 amino acids. NCBI's taxonomy places the organism in Eukaryota, Metazoa, Chordata, Actinopteri, Pleuronectiformes, Scophthalmidae.
AUGUCGAGGACCAAUGAGGAGCGGGCGCGCGCCGUCUCCACGGUGACGCUGCGCAAGGGGGAGAUUUCAGGAGGCGGCGGAGCAGCGAGCGGCUGCGUGAUCAUCCGCACUGGUCGUCAAGAGGAGCCAGCUGAGGGCAAUGUGGAGGCUCAGAUCUUCUCAGACGCACUGAUUCAAGCUCCAGUCUCGAGAGCCGAUCACCGGCUGUGGAUCGUCAGCAGCAGUCUAUCAUCUCUGCCUUCCCGCCUCCGGCAGCCUCCGUCGCCUGCGAGAGCGAGAACAAACCAUUCAACAACGUCGAAAGUCGCCUACUUCAAGAGGAAGUAUGCGGAGGAGGAGGAUUUACACGGGGGCCUGCGUGGAUAUUUUCAAAAACACCUGAUCCUGCAGGAGGACCGCAGCUGCAUCCUGAAGCUGUCCCUGGAGAAGCUGAGGUUCCUGGAGGACCCCGAGGCCUACCUGCGGCGCUCCGUCCUCAUCAACAACCUGCUGAGGAAGAUCCACCAUGAGGGGGAGGAGCCCGAGGAGGGGGAGGAGCUGGAGCCCGAGGAGGGGGAGGAGGAAGAAGAGGAGGAGGAGGAAGUAGAGGAGGAGGAGGAGGUGAUUGGAGAGGGUGGGCGGCGGAGGCUGACGUACCCGGACAGGAAGCGAGUGAAGGUGCUGGUGACGGACUGCUGCUCCCCGGCGUUCGGCCUGGACGACCUGCAGCGUUACCGCCUAGUGCCCUGUUACCCGUCGGCCGGUUGCCUGUACAGCCUGGGGACCUGCCCCGGACUCGCCCCGGGCCACCAGGUCCUGCUGUACGACCUGGACGACAACGGCUGACGCUCGGGGAACCUCACCGUCCAACGCCUCUGAUCGCAAAAGCUGGGGAAAAGGCAAAUUCCUUUUUCCGGUUUACCACCAAAAGCCCUUCAGGGGGGUCGCCAUCGGCAGGACGUCGCCUCGGAGGUGAGACGCUGAGGGACCCCGAUUCUUCUUCUGCCUCAGAACUCUACAGGGUUUUCAAACAGUGUCAAAUGUGAAAAGACGCUGAGCCGGAUUAUUUUUCUUAUUUUAUUUUCUAUUUUGCUAUUGCCGUGGUGUUGACGAUAUUUGACGUCGCCGUUGCUCGUGUGAACACAGUGAGCGUAUUCAGGGAUUUACAGAAAUGUGUGCGUGAUAUGCUCCUGUGAUCUUUCUGUCUGUGACCCCUCCGAGGUGCUUUCACUGCCCGUGGGACGACGUGUUCGAUGUCCUGUGCUCACUCAGUGGAAUGUUGGUUUGUUUUUGUCAUCGUCACGUCACGCUGCUGCUCUCUGCUGCUCUCUGCUGGUCAGCGGAUGAACGUGGAGAAGCUCCUCUCCAUCAGAGUGAAUGACGAGAAGAACAAAAAUGGUGACACUGCAGUUGUAAGCAGAUAUGAUAAUUUUUUAUGGAUGUAUUUUCACACCGCUAUAACUCUGACACCAGAAUUUCCCAGCUUGGGAUGAAUAAAGUAUUUAUCUAUCCAUCUAUCUCCCAUAAGUGGAAUCUGAUGUGUAUCUGGUAUAAACUUCAUAGAAGUCACAUUCAUAAUAAAGUCUAUCAAAACAUA